CUUCCAACCAAUUAGCACUAAUUGGGUGGUCAUGUGACACCUGCCCAUGCCACUGGAAAGUGGUGACACAGAGUAAAAACAUUUGAUCUGCGAGGAGAUGAAUUGCAACUUUGCUCACUUCUGUUUCAUGUUGCUACUUUGGAGCGUUGCCCGCGGUCUGCGGGCAGAGAAGCGCAGGUCACGCAGGCAAAGACUGGUCCUGCCUCGAGUCAGCUGCUCCCACCGGGGCAUAAAAGCAGUCUUUGGGUCAAAGGUCAACAACAAUCCACGCGUCACAGACAUGUCAGGGGCCACGGUGUCAGUGCCCCACCAUGAGGGCCCCUGUGGGGUCCAAGUGAGUGGACUGAACAACCCGGUGGUCUUCAGCAGAUAUGACAGCUGCUACGCCCGAGUCCAGGGGAGCAAAGUGGUGGUCUCUCUGCAGGUGCAGCUGACAGGAGAGGAUGGAUGGUUCCGGGUCCACGUCAGCUGUCCUCUGAGGGGAAGCUCCAGGGUCAGGACGCCACCGUCGCCUCCUGUUCCUGGUAGGUGUGACGUCCACAAAGACCUAAGAGUGACAUGUGGGCAGCAGAGAAUGUCGAAGGCUUCCUGCUCCAGUCGAGGAUGUUGUUUGGACUCACGGGACCAAAGCUGCUACUACAAACUGACCGCUUGCUCCCUGGACGGACACCUUGUGUUCUCCGUGAAAACCGACCUACCUGUGGACCCCAGGAGCCUGAUGGUCAAAGAUCAUCCGCGGUGCGUCCCCGUGAUCGCCACAGCAGACACCGCAGUCUUCAAGGUCCAAGUUAUGGACUGUGGGAUGAAGACCAAGGUGAUUGGAGAUGUCGUCGUCUAUGAGUUAGAGGUGGAGGAGCGAAGUAGAAACCAGAGUUCUCCGGUUAGAGUCCAGGUGGAGUGCGACUACCAAGCGGCCGACGCGGUGAACUUCCCGACCAACCCGCCGCCUGUGGUCGCUGUCGGAUCCAUCCGAGUGCAGAUGAGAAUCGCCACAGAUGCAACUUUCACGUCUUUCUUUCCUGAGGACCAACUGCCGCUGUCCCUGCCGCUACGUGAAGCGGCGUAUGUGGAGGUCUCCAUCGCGCCGCCAUCGCCAGACCCCGCCCUGUCCCUUCAAGUACGCGACUGCUUCGCUUACCCGGCAUCUCGACAUUCCGUGUGGACGCUUCUCUACAAUGGGUGUCCCAACCCACUGGAUGACUCCAGGAGUUCUGUGCCUGUGGACCAUCGGGGGGAAACACAUUCUCAUUCUCAGGUCAGGAGAUUUGAUGUCAAGACCUUCGCCUUCUUGGAUGGAGGGCAGCCCAGUGUGGAGGAAAUCUUCUUCUACUGUUGGGUGGAAAUCUGCACCGAGGAGGUCACCUGCACACAAAGCUGUGCUCUUUCAUCAGAAGGAGCCAGACCCAGACGAGAGGCUUCAUCUGAACCACCAGACCUCCAGCUGGUCUCUUUGGGCCCUCUGCUGCCGGAUCAGAGGAGCACAGGACCGGAGGAGAGUUCCUGCGUGCAGCACAACACGAUGCAUCGUGACGAUCGUUCUGUGUCUGAGCAACAGGAAGUGCCACAAACCGAAUAAUGCAAUAUCAUAAUAAAUAUCACACAAAG
Entelurus aequoreus (snake pipefish) is the source of this 1605-nucleotide messenger RNA. RefSeq names its product zona pellucida sperm-binding protein 1-like. Gene Ontology annotation, molecular function: structural constituent of egg coat; acrosin binding. Gene Ontology annotation, biological process: prevention of polyspermy; binding of sperm to zona pellucida. The transcript is spliced from 12 exons. Lineage: Eukaryota; Metazoa; Chordata; Actinopteri; Syngnathiformes; Syngnathidae. The record is from RefSeq and is a predicted model, not a curated record. Gene Ontology annotation, cellular component: egg coat. The coding region runs from base 98 to 1576 and encodes 492 amino acids.